Molecule: messenger RNA, 1855 nt
Organism: Tyto alba (common barn owl)
Lineage: Eukaryota; Metazoa; Chordata; Aves; Strigiformes; Tytonidae
Product: cytochrome c oxidase assembly factor 1 homolog
Exons: 9
Coding region: 1168-1587 (139 amino acids)
Biological process (GO): mitochondrial respiratory chain complex I assembly; mitochondrial respiratory chain complex IV assembly
Cellular component (GO): mitochondrial inner membrane
Source: RefSeq, a predicted model, not a curated record
CUGCUAACCGAGGAGUCCGUGAGACCCGUGGGAAGGUGAAGCAGCGCACUGAUUCUACACACAUCAACUCGCAGUGUGAUUACCGGCACCUUCUCAACGGCUCCAUUCCCAGCAUAUUUCAAAUCCUCUCCCCAGACUUCACAUACUUUGUUCUCACAUUGCCUACUUUGAGAUCUGUGGACCCGAGCUGGGCAGGCUCCCAGCACCUUUAGUUGUCUCUGGACCAGACUUCAACUGGUGGAGCCUGGAUAAAAGCUGUCAGGAGAGCUUUUUAGCUGGAUUGAGUCUACCAAGUGAUAGCAAUCUUGAACCACCGUUUCAGAGGAUUGGCACCAAAAAGCCUCUUGUGUCGCCGAGUGCUUUACAGGACAAAUAACACUCUCUGCUUCCUCAGCUGCCUAAAAUUCAAGCCAUAGAUAUUGAGCUUCAAUCUGAAUACGGGAGGGAGAGCUGUGACAUAACUAAUAAAUAUACUUCAAAUAUCACCUGAUGACUACAGCUUUGUGCCCGUGGCACUGGGAGCACAGGAGGGCUGCUGAGAACUACUGUGAAAGGAGUUACCAUGUACAAAAGCAAAGCAGAGAAAUCUGGAUGCCUGAAUUUUUAUGACGUUUAAUUUCAGUGCAGACUACUGAGGCCUUGGUUGUUUCUGGGGCUAUAAUCAUGGUUUUCAGACUCAUUUACCGUGUCAUUCUCCUGCCCAGGAUGAUGAUGAGCACAUCUAGGGGUGCUUAGGUCCAGGAGCUUUACAGUGCAAGCCCUCAACACUUAGCUCCGUGAUUACAUUGGGGGAAACAUAGAAGAAAGGAUCACACACCUCCUCCAUCUCCUGUGACUCGCUUGUCGUCUUGAAUGGCAGCUCUCCUACAUGCUAAGAGAGCUGAGCUGGACUUAAUGCAGUGGUGGGCAGCAGGAAAUGUUAGAAGGCAAGUUCAGUGCCAGGCUCAACACUGCCUUUUCCGAGAACAUCACCUUCCCAGAACAGCUUCCCCUUCAGCAUGGCAAGACAGGGUGCCCAUUUGGAAGCGGAGCUGUGACGCAGGCUGUGGGGGAGGCACAGGUACAGCAUGGAGUAAUUCUUUGAACACUGAAUUGCAGCGCUCGUGACCUCACUCCCAGCAGGAAGGAAGCCAAGAAGCUGUCCUACAGCUUUCUCAGGGAGGAAAAAUGCCAGCUUCUCUAAGAAAACUGCAGCAAAUGGCUGUUUUCAUGGGACUGUUCAGCGGUGGGGGAUGCAUCGUGAUGUAUAAUCUUAUGCAAAAAGGUUUUGCCAGGACCCAGUAUUACCAGCAGGCUUUGGAGCAACUGAACAGCAGUCCUGAGGCCCUGGCAGCCCUGGGUGCUCCCCCUCUUAAGGUUCACAACAUCCGACUGACGGAUGGGAGCAAUCGCGUGGACACGGAAAGAGCACAGAUAAAGUUACCAGUAUCUGGAACAAAAUCAUCGGGGUACCUCUACAUUAACUCAGAGAUGGACCACUCCCGCCAACGCUGGUGCCUUCAGGAUGUCACCUUGAAACUGCGGGAUGGUCAGAAUAUUCCUGUUUACCACUCCCCAGUGGAAAGCACUGGUGUGCAAGAAGGCUAAAAAUCAAAGGCAGCUGCUUCUCCACCCCCCGCUGAGCCGAAGGAGCCAUUAAUGGAUCGCAUCCCGCUGUGUCCGUGAAUGUACACAGUUGUCACAAGUGACAAUUUCACUUAAGUGGGUGCUCUCAGGACAAUUUUCUCCCCAAGAUUGACCUCAUCAUUCUCAUAAUUGUAAUUUCUUUCUUUUGCUGGUUUAUUCCAUGUGUUCAGCUGAAGCCUAAAAUAAAUAUCUUGCAAAAGACUUGCUGUUCCAGCGAAGUCAUGUGUUA